Striga hermonthica is the source of this 1179-nucleotide messenger RNA. NCBI's taxonomy places the organism in Eukaryota, Viridiplantae, Streptophyta, Magnoliopsida, Lamiales, Orobanchaceae. The record is from the annotation of a GenBank genome assembly.
AUGACCCAUGUCGUCGCACAUGACGUGCCUAAGGAUCUUAUGCUGGUGCAUCAGAUUCUGAGUAUCAAUGCCCAUGUUGCCCAGUCGCAGCAGAUGGGCGAGAAAUUCUCCACCCUUGGUCGCCCAGGCGACGACAAUAAGCUCGAUCAGUUUAUGCAUUUUCUAGAAAGGUUUUCUAUUCACAACAACAACAUAAAAAAUCACGACAGCCGUGGCAGAGCCGCAAAAAAGGUUCUGCGACCUCCUUCUAUACUACGGUAUUCGAGUUAUAUCUUGAAUGUUGAUGACGGUGCGGCGCAUUGCCAUACAUAUACGGCAAAGAGGGUUGCUGAUGGUGUCAAGGUUCACCUGGGUAUAUCAUGCGUGACUAAGGAUGUCGCCAGCUGGUGGAGAAUGCAACAUCGAAGAAGAAGACGAAGACGACGAAGAAGAAGAAGAAUAGCUUCUCAUCAGCUCCACGGCAUGAAUAUGACGUCACCGCUUCUGUCUCCCAAUCCGGCUGUAAAUUCCGACCGAUCGCCGGCUAGGAGGAGGAAAAGGAAGAAAAUCCAAAGCCAGAGCCAAAAUCCAAUCGAAAACCGGGAAAAUUCGCCGAUCGAGUGGAGAUCCGACGCGCAACAGCAAAUCUACUCGUCGAAGCUGCUCCAGGCGCUGCGCCAAGUCCGUCAGGGAGGCGGCGUCGCCGCCGCCGGCCCGAGGCGGGUACACGAGGCGGCUGACCGGGUCCUGGCGGCGACGGCAAGGGGACGGACGCGGUGGAGCCGCGCUAUCCUCACGAGCAGGCUGAGGCUGAAGUUCAUGAAGAAGAACAACAUCGCGAAGCGCCAGAACCGAGUGAUAGCAGUGGUCACCAGCGGCGGCGGCGGCAGCGGCCGGAUGCGGAGGAAAUCGAAGCUGAAGAUCUCCGGCCUGAGGUCCAAGUCGCUGCCGGCGGUACAGCGCAAGGCGCGCGUCCUAGGCCGGCUGGUCCCCGGCUGCCGGAAAGAGCCUCUCCCGGUGGUCCUAGAGGAGGCCACCGAUUACAUAGCCGCGCUUGAGAUGCAGGUGAGAGCGAUGACUGCCUUAGCUGAACGACUUUCUGUUUCGGGCUCGUCGUCUUCCAGUACGGCCUCAUCCAGUUCCAGUGGAGGUGUCAAUCCAUUCGGGCCGGGUUCGGGCCGAACUAGGCCGGCCACGUAA